Molecule: messenger RNA, 357 nt
Organism: Parnassius apollo (apollo)
Lineage: Eukaryota; Metazoa; Arthropoda; Insecta; Lepidoptera; Papilionidae
Source: the annotation of a GenBank genome assembly
AUGGUGAGAGAAAUUAGUAUUGAAGAAGUAAAAAAACACCGCGAUAGUAAAAGUGUUUGGAUAGUUAUACACAAUGAUGUUUACGACGUAACAAAUUUUUUGGAAGAGCACCCUGGUGGUGAAGACUCCCUUCUAGAAGUGGCUGGACAAGAUGGCACUCAAAGUUUUGAAGAUGUUGGUCACAGUGCUGAUGCUAGGGCCUUACUAGAGAAAUACAUGAUUGGUACCUUGCCUCAAGGUGAAAUUAUGAAUAAUGUGGCUGACACUGAAAUUAGAUUGAAGUUAAAAUGGGCGAUCCUGGCUUUAGCUGGCGCCAUCCUCGUCGGUGUAGUUUUGCACAGGCACUUGCGUCGUUAA